This is a messenger RNA of Cooperia oncophora, 273 nucleotides long. The record is from the annotation of a GenBank genome assembly. NCBI's taxonomy places the organism in Eukaryota, Metazoa, Nematoda, Chromadorea, Rhabditida, Trichostrongylidae.
AUGGGAAUUCCUUCCGAAGACAUUGAAUGUCAACAUCAUUUUCUGAGACAGUGCCAACGUUCAUUACUCAACCAUUUUCUGCUUGAAAGCGCAUCUUCUUUGACUUUGAGCAUCUUCUAUUUCAUCUCCAUAUGGAUGUCGUUUAGUGGUGAAGAAUAUACCGAAAGUGGCUGGUUUUACUUAGCGGCGUUUGCGUGCUUCGCGAACUUUGUCCUAUAUGCAGCUGAUUUUGCGAUUUACUUGAGACGAUGGAUGAUUGAACGACGAGACGCA